Cuscuta campestris is the source of this 990-nucleotide messenger RNA. Lineage: Eukaryota; Viridiplantae; Streptophyta; Magnoliopsida; Solanales; Convolvulaceae. The record is from the annotation of a GenBank genome assembly.
CAAAGGGGAAGUUUGAAACUUGUUGUUUGAUUGCCGGUUUGGCAACCACCUCCACAUAGUCGGGAGGGGGGAGAUUUGUUGGUGCUUGGGUGGAAUCCUAACAUUGUAUGAGAUCAUUAGUUCAUAACUUUAUCAAACUUGUACUUAAAAGUGAUUUAUGUCAAAUAUAUACAUCUUUUCAGGUAAUUGCGGAGACUAUUGGAACAUAUUUCCUCAUAUUUAUUGGAUGUGGUUCUGUGGCUGUUGACAAGAUAUAUGGAUCACUAACAUUCCCAGGUGUGAGUGUGGCAUGGGGUUUGAUUAUCAUGGUUAUGGUCUACUCAGUGGGUCACAUAUCUGGAGCACAUUUAAACCCCGCUGUCACCAUUACGUUUGCACUCUUUCGCCAAUUUCCUUGGAAACAGGUGCCCAUGUACGUAUUUGCACAACUCGUUGGUUCAAUUCUUGCCAGUGGGACUUUGUACGUCUUACUUGGUGUGAAGAGUGAGGCUUUCUUUGGAACCCUUCCCGCAGGUUCAGACAUUCAGUCAUUUAUUAUAGAAUUCAUCAUGUCCUUCUUGCUCAUGUUCGUCAUCUCUGGCGUCGCUACAGACAAUAGAGCUAUUGGAGAGCUUGCAGGGAUUGCCAUUGGAAUGACAAUUCUUAUCAGUGUUCUUGUUGCAGGGCCAAUCUCAGGAGCAUCGAUGAAUCCGGUAAGAAGUCUUGGGCCAGCUAUAGUGAUGCAUAAGUACAAAAGUAUAUGGGUUUACAUAUGUGGGCCUAUAAUGGGAACUGCAGCUGGUGGUUUCACGUACAACCUCAUCAGGUUCACAGAAAAGCCGCUAAGAGAACUAACUAGAAGUGGAUCAUUCCUCAAAAGCUUGUCAAGAAAGGCUAGUACCUCAGUUCGCUAGAGUUUUGAUUUUAUUUCACUCCUUCCGCACUAGGUCAUGUCCAUUUCCAUGUACAUCCAUGCAUAUGGCGUAUGCUAAAUGAAUAUGGAAAUUGAAU